Messenger RNA from Telopea speciosissima, 1693 nucleotides. Its product is annotated as BTB/POZ domain-containing protein At3g50780-like. The record is from RefSeq and is a predicted model, not a curated record. The coding region runs from base 103 to 1671 and encodes 522 amino acids. Gene Ontology annotation, molecular function: protein binding. NCBI's taxonomy places the organism in Eukaryota, Viridiplantae, Streptophyta, Magnoliopsida, Proteales, Proteaceae. The transcript has 2 exons.
CUUGAGUUCUGUUUUCUUUGGUGAGGGGAGGGGAGUUAAGUUGUGGUAUCCAUGGUUUCUUACUUUACUUCCCAUCUAUAACAUCGUAAAUACUUGCUAAGUAUGGCCGAUUUUAGAGUUACAAGAGUAGAACAGGGUCAGACCAAGAUCAGAAGCGUGCCCAUUGCUGUAACACCAGAAGGAUUUUGGUGCUGUCCCUCUCCAGUAGUGUUUCAAAAAACCCUUAAAGCUCAAAAUCCUCAGACCAAACCAAAACCCACCCCUCCUCCACCCAAAGACCCUGUUCAGAAGAACCAAACAUCCAUGACUGAGAGAAACCUGGCUUCCAACCCAUCAAGAAUGAGAUUUGUUUCUGAUGAUCAAAGAUCUUUAAUCCUUGAUAAUUCUGGUCUUAAUCCAUCUGUGGUUACUGAGAGAACACCAAAACCCAAUGUUGAGAAUUUGCAGCGGAAGCUGGCUAUUGAGUUUGGAGAACCUGGAACCAGUGAUCUGAAGGUGGUUUUAUCUGGUAAACCGGGUUUUUCCGUGAAGAUGAGUGUUCAUAAGUAUGUGUUAAUUGAAAAUAGCAGCUUCUUUGCUGAAAAGCUCUCUGAACAACAGUCUCCUUUGUGCCGUCUUGAAAUUGAUGAUUGUGAAGAUGUGGAGAGUUAUGUGGAAGUCGUGGGAUUGAUGUAUUGCAAAGAAAUGAAGCAAAGGUUGAUCAAACAAAGUGUUUCACGGGUGCUCCGUAUUCUCAAGGUUUCUGAAUUGAUUGGGUACAACUCAUGCAUGCAGUCAUGUUUGGAAUACCUAGAAGCAGUCCCUUGGGUUGGGGAAGAAGAAGAGAAGGUGGUCUCAUCGGUCCUACGCCUCCAGGGUGAAAGUGUAGGAGUUGCACCAGUAUUGAAGCGGGUGACUUCUGAUGUCCCUAACCCUCCCACUGACACACUUCUCCAUAUAAUGGAACUAGUCCUCAAGAGCAAUGAGGAGAGAGGCCGCCGUGAGAUGAAAACCUUGGUACUUGGGCUCCUGAGGGAGAAUAACAAACUUUCUGUCAAUGGCUCACAUGAUAUCUGCAAUGAAAAUGCAUACAACUUGUGCAGAAACUGUUUCGAUGCACUGUUGCUUUUGUUCAGGCAAGCUGCAGAACCAGGAUUUAAUGAUAAUUCUAUGGAUAGCAAAGGUCCAUUGGCAAAGCAGAUAACUCUAGAAGCUGAUAACCUCCUAUGGUUGCUUGAGAUUCUAUCUGAGAGACGAGCAGCAGAUGAGCUUGUGCUGAUGUGGGCAAGCCAGCAAGAGUUGGCGACACUUCACUCAAGGCUGCCAACAGUGUCUCGCCACCUUGUUAGCUGCAUAACAGCAAGGUUAUUCGUUGGAAUAGGAAAAGGGGAGAUACUUCCAUCAAAGGAUACACGACUACUAUUAUUACAAACAUGGUUACAGCCAUUGAUUGAUGACUACAGGUGGUUGCAGUAUGGUUGCAAAUCAUUUGAUCGAAAGGUGGUGGAGGAAGGAAUCAGUCGGACUAUACUGACACUGCCACUGGAAGAUCAGCAGAGCAUUUUACUUGCAUGGUUGGGUAAUUUCUUGAAGGUAGGUGAUAAUUGCCCAAAUCUCCAUAAAGCCUUUGAAAUCUGGUGGAGGAGAACUUUUACUAGGCCUUAUGUGGAACUGCAGGGAAAUCAACUCUAGUCAGAAAGCUUCAUGACUUCCA